This is a messenger RNA of Paramuricea clavata, 348 nucleotides long. The record is from the annotation of a GenBank genome assembly. Lineage: Eukaryota; Metazoa; Cnidaria; Anthozoa; Malacalcyonacea; Plexauridae.
AUGAAUCAAAACGAAUCUGCUACCGAAACAACUAACAUCUCCUGUAACUUAUUCAACCAGAUUGGUGUUAAAGUCAACAAAAGUGACAUCGACAUUGCUCAUCAUGUCAGAAACGCGAAACCGGAACCAAAACCUAUCAUAUGUAAACUUGUUAGACGUCUCACUAAAGAACAUAUCAUGACAGUCCGAAAGAACGUCUCUGAGCUCAAAGCUAGUGACAAUGGUUUGCCGACAGAUAGUGCAUUAAGACAUGCCCUUAUUCUUGAUCACCUUACACUGCAAGUACAAUAUUGCUUGGUGAAGCAAAGAAAAUUCAAACUCGUAAUGAAUAUAAGUUUUGCUGGGUAA